GUACGAUGCCACUCGGCCAGUAUACACUACGGGCAGCGGUUUGCAGCUUCCGCACGCGGGAGCACCCGACGCUGGGCAGCCCGCACCGCACCCGGUGCCUCAACGGUGCGGGGCAGCCCUGCUGCCUCGCCCACGGAGGGCGCCCCAACCCAGGGAACGACCGGCUCUCCGGGCUCUACAGGGGCCCUUCCACGAGGGCCGACAGGGUCGCUGAGCUGGUGGCGUACGCGCUGGCGGCCAGCGUCUCCACUGUGGAGAAGGUCCACGGCGCGGAGGCCCCAAGGCGCACCAAUCGCAUUGAUGGCUGGUCGCGGCCGCCCACUUCGACCGGGUUAAAGCCGUCCCGGGAGUCGUGGAGCACCUUCGCCACCAAAAUUGGGCCGAGCACGCCCGCGGCGAGGUCAACUUCCAGCUGAACAGCACGGACUUGUACAUCCGCCAGGAGGUACAGUCCGCGCCGUUGCCUGACCAGUUGCUCUUCGUUUGGUUGGCUCGGGUGUGGUUCAACAAGGACCUCGCCGUGGGGCAGCUCAAAGAGGAGUACGCCGCUCGCACCGGCAAGCAGCUGGGCCAGGGCGCUCUCCGGCGGGACGCUUUCCUGGAGGCCGCCGCCGGGAAGGUGCUGCAGGCGUACCCCCGGUACCAGCUGGCCUUCUACACGCAGUCUUACAAGGACCUCGGCUUGGGCCAGCCGGCCAAGGGCGAGGAGAAGCACAGGGAGGUGCUGGCGGACUUGCUCGCGGCGUUGCUCCGCAAGAAGGCUUUCCAGAAAGCCGCGCGGGAUCUGCAGGGCAAGGACAAGGGCAUCUGCGAGGUCUUGGGAGAGCGGUUGUGCCUCAAUCAGGAGUGGCACCGCAUGAUCGCGUGCCGGGACCUCGCGGGCCUGCGCCCGGAGCUGGUGCGCAAGCGGGGGUUCUCCUUGCAUUCGAACUACUUUUUGGGCAAGAGCGCCAGGUUGGAGCUGGAUGAAUGCGCCGGCACGGCGCUGCCCGACCGAGAGCGCUUGCAGUCCGUACACGACAAGAUCUUGCAACAGUUCGUGAACGCCCACCUGUGGGCCCCGUCGGGGUGGACGGUCUCCCACACGGAAGAUCUUCUCUGCGAGAAGAAGCGUUGGACCGACAGGCGCGACAAGAACCAGGGCCGCAAGCGGGACAAGGGAGGGGUAGCCCGCAUGGCAGACAGCCAAGCGCGGCGGCAGGCCAGGCUCCGGUCCAUGUGGCGGGUCCUCGGCUUCAGGAAGCGCGUCUGUGCGCCGGAUAUCUUCUCUGACGUGGGGGUCGCGAAAGCGCGGCGCAUGCGUUAGAGAGCGGGCGAUUCCUUGAGACACUCUUCCCUUGGCGCUCCCCCUUCUCCCACCCUCAUCCUCAUCCUAGUCCUCUUCGGACGGCGGUAAUUUAGGGACACGGCUUGGGAGCGCAUCUUGCACCGCCGCGUGG
This is a messenger RNA of Prorocentrum cordatum, 1439 nucleotides long. The record is from the annotation of a GenBank genome assembly. Lineage: Eukaryota; Dinophyceae; Prorocentrales; Prorocentraceae.